Saccostrea echinata is the source of this 3724-nucleotide messenger RNA. RefSeq lists its product as uncharacterized. Bases 233 to 3280 code for a protein of 1015 amino acids. The transcript has 2 exons. Lineage: Eukaryota; Metazoa; Mollusca; Bivalvia; Ostreida; Ostreidae. The record is from RefSeq and is a predicted model, not a curated record.
UACAAAGUAAUUCUGCACAAAAUAUGACCCUUCUUCGGCUGGAGCUAAAAAUAACUUAAGGUUUUGAGAGAGCUGCUCCGUGUUGAAGCUGAAGAGUGAGUUGUUCAAUGUUGGAUUUUCUUUUCGGUUUGGACAGGAAAUAAAGCUUGGAUAUUGUCUGGACCUGUAUCCAACAAUGGUUCGACCUUGGAAAAAAGCCACAAGAAUAAAAUAAUCAACCAUGUGACCUCGAAUGAACGUUAUCGUUUCCAAGAAAGCCCCGCUUUCAUCAGCUUCUGCUUAUUCCAAGUCAACUAACAAGCACAGCAAAAGAAGUCGCAAGCAUCAGCGUUACAAUGAGCGAAGAACAAGCACGAGUAGCAACAGCAGCUUCCACAAUCCAAACAAUGAUAAUAAACAUUCUGUAAAGAAAAAGUCGCGACAUCGAAAAAGUAUGGGGACCUGCACUUCAAAGAAGAAACCGAAAGAAAAUCAGGAAAAUGUGGAUACAGAAGACGUAUGGAAGAAACGGACAGAUGAACCUGUAUCCGAAACGACCGAAACUGGUUUGUACAAUUUUAGGAGAGAAGAUCCACUGAUAACGGAAUUAAAGUCAGUUCUUCCGAGUAGGAAUAUAUCCGAAAAUGUAAAUGUUCCGUCCAAUACCAAAGGAAUCAAAAUGGCGGACGACUCUUCAUCUGGUAGCCAUGGAUUUGUGACACCGUUGUCAACUCCACCAGUCAGAAGAGUCCAGCAUCCAGUAUUCAAGGUCACCACUCCUCCACCGUCCAGAAGAACUGUGGAACCUGAUACAAAUAAAAUUUCGAGCCCCGUUCUUCGCCGAGUCAAGAAACAAAGUGAAGUAGCACCGCCAUCCCCACCUCCGAGGUACAAAGAACUUUUUCAGACGGAAUCUCCUCGAUCAGAUCCACCAGAAAAGAAAACAAAUGAAGAGGCGCCCGAAUUGCCUCCACGCAGAAAUAGACUAGGGAGCAACAAACUUUCGAGCCCUAGUCUUUCUAGAAGAGCGGAAAAUAAAAAAGAGUACCUGAAUACAUCUUUCAGUAAGCCACAGGAAGAUCAAACCAAUACGUUUGAAUUAAAGAGUAAUGAAAAACAAGUCAUUUGUGAAAAUUGUAAUUCUCCAGUUUUAUUAAGAAAAGAUGAUCGUGCCCCAACACCCCCUCCUCGAAAUACGCAAGCUAAAGCUUCCCCGGAGUCUGCUCAACUUGGUUCACCUUCUGUCCGAAGAGCAUAUCCUGUGUUCAAAAUUGACACUCCGCCAUCAACAAGACGGAUUAUUGAGAUGAGUAAGGAGACCACAGACACUAAAUGUAAUGAAUUACCGAAGGAAAUAAGUACCGAUACGUCAACAUCAAUUCAACAAUUAAAAUCUGCUCAAAUACAACAUCUACCCUCAAAGGAAAAUGAUUUAUGUAGGCCAAUAUACUCUACGAUUUCAAAGCCAAAAGCAGCGGAAAUCGCACCUUCUGAAUCCCUUGUAAGAAGAAAAAAUAAUGAAACUGAUGACGCGCUUGUGGUAUGUGAUGAUUCCAAAUAUCUUGUGAGGAAAGAGAAAACUUUGUCAAUGGAAAUAGAAGAGGAAAACCUUCGUAAUUAUAUGCGGGAACAUGCAGGGAAAUCAUCGGCCACAAUGAAUGUGUUACCAGGCCCUGUUCUUGUGAAACAGGUUAAAAUGCCAUCACCCGUGAGAGCAGUGUUAACUGAUGUUCCUCCACCAAGUCCGAAUUCCCUUGACAUACUAGAAGAAGAGGAAGAUAUAGAGAAUGACUUGGAUGAAGAUAAACAGGACAGAAAAAGUAAAGAGAUGGACCAGUUCAAUGAUAGUGUGUGUCAGAGACUUUCUCAGCUCCUAGAAACAAAAGAGGUCAUAAUGCAUGAUAAAGACUUUGAAGAAACUGACAAUAGUGCCAUCCUGAAAGAUAAUUUAGUUGAUUUCGCUAAUGACACACCACAAGUUGAUAAGGAAGACACAGAAAUACCAAUCGAAACGGUUCCACCACCUCCAGAAUAUUUUGACGAUUUCUCUUUAGAUCUCAUGAACAACAGUAAUCAGGGAAUGAAUGCAAGUGAGGACGUAAGUGAGAAAAAGGAGGAUGUUGAGUGUUUAUCAAAGGAUCAAAGUGUUCCACUCUUAAAUACAAAUUCCAUCAAACAAAAUAUUACACCACAAAAUAAAUUCAAUUAUAAAGACUAUUGUCAGAAUAAAAAGCAAACAAGCAAAGGUAUUCAGGAGAAAAUUAACCUGAUAAGUGAGUCGGCUGCUUCAUCAAGUCGUGAAGAUCCAGAUGGAAUAUCGGAUAAAGUUGUGAUCGAGGAAAGCAUUGUUCCUAUUUCAAUUAAACGAAGGAGCUACGAACCUUAUGCUGAAGAAAGACAAUCUGAACUUUUGUGUGACGUAAUUCAGUCCUAUGCAAAGUCUGAGGAAUCCGAUAUAGAGAAAAUUAUGGACGAACCUGUCGUUAGUAAGAGUUCGGUCAACCUAGAAGAAAAGAAAAAGAAAUCAACUUCUCUUGACAGGAAACCUUCAAAGCUUGACCAGUCACUGAAAAAGCUGUUUGAAGUUCCCGUUAAAGAAGAUACUUACGACAAGCUUCUUCCUUUAGAGUCUUUCCUAGAUGAUGUUAUAGAUCAACCGUUACAAUCAGAAGGAACACUUCCUUUUGAUCCGUAUGAUUUGGAUGAAAGGUUAAGAAAUAGAAGAGUCCUAGGUGGGCGGCAUUCUGUCACAAGAACAGAAUCUGACAUUGAUAUAUCAGAGCCAGGCGAUGAUUGGAGAGAUGAUAUUAGUUCUGACAGUAAUCAGGCUGAUGAUGAGGAUGAAGUGGAAAGUGGGGAGGUAGUUUUCAGCAAAUCUUUCCCGGAUACUCGAAGAUAUUCGGAAAAACGGCAGGGACGGGACAUUAAAUAUGACGCUUCUGUUCAACACGGAACAUUCCAGGAUGAAAAUGUGGAUAAUGAUUUUUCAGAUGAGGAGUACGAUGAUGUUGAAGAUUAUGAAAUUGAUGACGCAGCUGAAGACGAGGACUUGUGGAUGAAUGAAAAAGAUCUGGAAAAACGUGAUUUGGAACCAGUGGUGUUUGGAGCUGAUUAUUAUCCAAUGGAACAUCCUAGAGAUGCGGGUGACGUGGCAUACAGCAGUGCCAGACGACAGAUGCAUGAAAUCCAUUCACAUUUGUUAAACUUGAGAGAUCAAAUGGAGUAUCUGGCAGAUGAGUCGGAGAAUUCCAAUUUAAAACCAAGUAGAUGCAGUGGAAUUUCUUCAGGAGAAAAACAUUGACUUCUUUAUUCUAGUUUUUAAAGAUAAUGUUACAUCUAGGAUAUGAUCUAAUAUGUUUAGAUUUCUGAGUUUUUUUCACAUGUAUGUAAAUUUUGUUUUAUAAGAUUUAACAUGCGUAAAUGACAAAUAGGCUUUUGCUACUUUUUACUGAAACUGCUCACAUGCUUCUGUUUUUACUACAUUAGAUGUUAAUGAAUGAUAAGCAUUAACACUUUUAGUUUAGAAACAUAACAUGCUAGGCCUGUUUUUAUAAAAAAAAAAAAAAAUAUUUGUAUCAUUUUUUUUAGAAAAAAAAGUUGUAUGAAAACGAAUUUUCUGCAAAGAAAAGAUUAAAAUCGGAAGCCUCAAGUUGAACAUAAAUUGAAAUAAAACAUUGCAAAAAAUUGCAAAACUAGCAGUGUAUAUUUGUAUUUUAUUGUAUGUUUAAAUAUAAUUCAAAAUUUA